ACUGCAGUCUCCGUUGGAUCGGACUCUGGGUCCAACAGCCCGCUCGUCGCCCGACACAUCGGCCUCCACUCGGUCGACUCGGACAGACCUGCUCGCCGCUCGCCGCUCGCCGCUCGCCGCUCGCCGCUCGCCGCUUGCCGCCUUCUCACGGACAGCUCAAAAGACCGAGCAAACACGUACGGGCUCAACCUACCUUCCAGUUCCAUUUAUAAUAGUGAGGCCUUCCAGAGAUCAUUAAUCUGCGGGGAGCUGAAGUUCGUAUUGAGUGUCAAUCCGGUAAAGACGUGGACAUGAGUGUUCUCGUCGCUUUGUUGGUCGUAACAGUUUUUUCCAUCAUCCCUGCACUAGUAUCCAAGAUUUCAAAUAGAAGAGUGCAUACCUCUGACUCCUCACCGCCUCGUCCACCCGUGGUGAAGGGAACUGAUCUCCUAAAGAUCUUCCCUUCUCUGUGUAGAAAGGAUCCCGAAGCUAUACUUGCAUAUCUGUAUAACAAGUUUGGCAGUGUUUUCACAGUACGAUUUCUUUGGAAACGAAUAACCUUCUUGGUUGGACACGAGGUCUCUGUUCCUUUCUUUCAUGCUUUGGAUUCAGAGAUUUCCCAAGGAAAUUUCAGUGAGUUCACUGUGCCAAUGUUUGGCAAAGGACAUGGCUAUGCCGUAGAUCAGGCUACCCGAGCGGAGCAGUCUCGCUUCGUCAUGGAUUCUCUGCGCCCAGCGCAGCUGAGGAGCUAUGUUGAUCCCAUGCUCCGGGAAGUGGAGGAGUACUUUGCGAAGUGGGGAGACGAGGGUGUCGUGGAUCUGAAACAUGAGUUCACGCAGGUACUCAUGCUGAUUGCAAGUCGAUGCCUACUUGGAAGCGAGGUACGAGAUAAGAUAUUUGGUGAGUUCUACGCAUUGUUUGCGGAUAUUGAAGGAGGGGUGAACGUGGUCAGUUUCUUGUUCCCCUAUAUUCCGGUUCCAGUAAACAAUCGACGGGACAGAGCACAAGCCAAGCUUGCAGAGAUAUUAUGCGCAAUUGUGAGGUCAAGAAAGAGCUGCAACCGCGUCGAGGACGAUAUGCUCCAGAGACUGAUAGAUUCCCGCUAUAGAGACGGCCGUCCAACAACUGAAGGAGAGGUCUCCGGGAUGAUCAUCGGACUCUUAUUUGCUGGAAAGCACACCAGUGCAAUUGCAUCCUCCUGGACCGGAGCUUGCCUUUUGACCCACCCAAACUCCUUGCGUGCUGCACUAGAGGAGCAGAAGCAGGUAAUGAGGAAAUAUAAGGACGGUAAGGUAGACUGGAAUGCCUUGUCGGAUAUGGAGAUACUGCAUAGCUGCAUCAAAGAGGCGGGACGGAUGUAUCCAGCAGCGCCAUUGUUGCUUCGCAAGGCACUGCAGAGCUUCAUUGUGCAGACAAAAGAGGGAAAUGAAUAUGAUAUCCCCGCAGGUGACACCUUAGCACAUCCUGUAAUUCUAACAAGCAAGCUGUCACACGUUUACAAGGACCCCGAGAUGUUUGAUCCAGAUCGGUUUCGUUAUGGAAGAGAAGAGGAUAAAGUUGGGGGUAGACACUCUUACACAGUUUUUGGUGGUGGGAGGCAUGCUUGCGCCGGCGAGGCCUAUGGUUUCAUGCAAAUUAAAAUUAUAUGGAGCCAUUUGCUGAGAAAUUUUGAGCUUAAACUGACUUCUUCUUUUCCCAAGAAAGACUGGAGCAAGUUUGUAGUAGAGCCUAAAUGCAAAAUAAUGGUAAGUUAUAAGAGAUGCCGUAUGUAACUAGCUCAGAUGUGUCCGUCUAGCAGCAUCUAUUUGCCUGGAUGUAUCUUUCUUUGUGUAGUUGUCAUAUUAAGGCUUCGUUUUUUUUCCGCAAUGUAGUGGUUUACUUCCACUUCAACCACUCUUUAUUCAAAUGUUUGGCUUGGUCAGCCUGGUAUGUACUAUACUAAUAACUAGAUGAUACCCCGCGCGUUGCUGCGGGAUGUUUUUAGUGAUAUAUUGGAUAAGAAUUUAUA
This is a messenger RNA of Lolium perenne, 1987 nucleotides long. RefSeq names its product obtusifoliol 14-alpha demethylase. Gene Ontology annotation, molecular function: heme binding; oxidoreductase activity, acting on paired donors, with incorporation or reduction of molecular oxygen; monooxygenase activity. The record is from RefSeq and is a predicted model, not a curated record. Lineage: Eukaryota; Viridiplantae; Streptophyta; Magnoliopsida; Poales; Poaceae.